Dacryopinax primogenitus is the source of this 507-nucleotide messenger RNA. RefSeq lists its product as uncharacterized. The record is from RefSeq and is a predicted model, not a curated record. Lineage: Eukaryota; Fungi; Basidiomycota; Dacrymycetes; Dacrymycetales; Dacrymycetaceae. The coding region runs from base 120 to 437 and encodes 105 amino acids. The transcript is spliced from 4 exons.
GCCUGAGACAGACCCAUGUUACAGAACAUCGAUGUAUAUGUGCUGAAUGGUGAUGUGGUGAUCGGCCUCGGUCCUCGGGACUGCUUGACAAUCGCCGUUCUUUUGGAUGAAAUCUGACGAUGUCAUACCAUGCACACGUAAAGGAUUCAUACGUUGGUUAUUACACGAAGUGGAGGAGGCGGGGUUACCUUGUGAUCCCUCAGCGCAACAAGUGCAACUGCCUUUUGGGCAGCAGGUGUCAGCACGCAAGAGAUGCGGAUAUAGACUUCAACGUACUGUCUCAAGUCCAGAACCGGGUUGUUAUUGAUGCGAGGUGGAGGGAGGCGCACUGGCAACAAUCAAUGGAGCUAAAUAAUCCGGUGUCCCGAGGCCCAAUCUUCUCAACGACCUGCAAGCGAUCCGUCAAUACAGCGCGGUGCGUGGAUGGGCCCAGGUGAAGAAUGCGGGGUAAUGUGGGGUAAAUAAAUUUCCUUGAAUAGCUGUCAUCGCCGUCUCUGCGCCCUCUCA